AUGCGAUCUGCUUGGCGUGCUAUACCGAUCAGCCAACAAUGUGUAUUGUGUCGACACACUUAUCCACGGUUACGAUCUCCAUUGGCAGGCCAAAGGACGACAUUGACGGGAUCGUUUAUUGAAAGGAGGAAACAAACUAUUACUACAGCACCUUUGAUUGAGGAACGUUCACGAACGAGGGAUCUCAGUAUAAUCGAUUGCCUUGAAAGGACUCGAGAGAAUGGGACUAUGAACAAUAGAAGAUAUCCAGGGGAACAAUCAAAGGCUGCAACCAUGUCAGAGUUCUAUCGAGUGCUUGCGACACAAGAUGUGGAAUGUAUUUGGCCGAUAUACACUUUCUUGUACCAGCAUCAAUACCACCAUCACCUUACAGUGCGCACCUAUCGACAAUUGUUUUCAUACAUCAGCAAAGGACGACCCACACAACGCAACCUGAAUCGAUUAUUGGCAUUGGUUGAAGAUAUGAAGGAACGAGGAAUGAAAUUGACUAUCAACGAAUACAACAUGCUAAUCAACUGGGUCGGUGGUCAAACGGUCCCUGUCAAACGCUCUCAUCACCUCACUGCAGCAUUAUCACUCUUCAAUGAAAUGCAACAACAUUAUCCACCUUCGCUGGUCUCAUACAACACGCUUAUUCAUAUCGCUUCUCAACUCUCCGAUGUACGCAUGGCACAGCGUUUAUACCACGAUAUGGUUGCACAUGAUAUUCAACCGGACGUAUACACUUAUGCAACUCUGUUGUCAAGCAUGGGAAGAAUGGGCGAUCUUGAUGGUAUCGAGAAGAUGGUGAAUGAUUUGAAGAGCUUGGAUCACUCGGCUUCAAGGAAUGUCGUUGUAUGGAAUGCUGUACUCUCAGGCUACACUUGCAAUCACAUGAACGAUAAGGCUCAAUCACUCUUUCAACAAAUGCACUCAGCGCUGUCGUCACCACAAUCACAAUCUAUGCCAGCAGCCGAUAGUGAAACAUUCAGGAUUUAUAUGCAAGCAAUGAUACAUGAGAAUAGGCGAGAUGAAGCAUUGGAUUUGUUAAAGGAGAUGGAAUUAUACAACAUGAAGCCCACAACAGCCAUUUACAACGCGCUAUUUGCAUCGUUUAUGGAUGAUGACCCUGAGGAGGAUAUGAUGUUACGUGAUCACCAUGGCAACGAUGAUACCGCCAGCAUACUUGAAUCAUUAUACACAUCAAUGCAGCAAAAUGACGUGACACCCAACUCAGAGACGAUGCAUGCACUCGUAUCAGCGCUACUCGAUGCUGGCGACAUCCAAAGAGCACUCAAGAUAUUUGUUCAUCUCAGUAAACAAGAAGACCAGUCAACAUCUACAGCACCGUUACAAGGCAUUGCAGUUGCUAUGCUUACAAAACGACGACACACCUUGGAUCACAGCCGACCGCGAAAACUUCAGCCCAAUCAAGAAUUACUAGAUCGACUGACACAUCUCAUGGCAAAGGCCAACUCAUCAUCAUCAUCAUCAAACAACCCCACUUGA
Lichtheimia ornata is the source of this 1488-nucleotide messenger RNA. RefSeq lists its product as uncharacterized. The record is from RefSeq and is a predicted model, not a curated record. Bases 1 to 1488 code for a protein of 495 amino acids. Lineage: Eukaryota; Fungi; Mucoromycota; Mucoromycetes; Mucorales; Lichtheimiaceae. Gene Ontology annotation, molecular function: protein binding. The transcript has a single exon.